This is a messenger RNA of Emericellopsis cladophorae, 1437 nucleotides long. Its product is annotated as ATP-dependent rRNA helicase RRP3. The record is from RefSeq and is a predicted model, not a curated record. Lineage: Eukaryota; Fungi; Ascomycota; Sordariomycetes; Hypocreales; Bionectriaceae. The transcript has a single exon. Bases 1 to 1437 code for a protein of 478 amino acids. Gene Ontology annotation, molecular function: ATP binding; nucleic acid binding; RNA helicase activity.
AUGAGCGACCUCAAACGAAGGAAAAUCGCCCAUGGCGCUCGCGUAGGCGGCGGCCGCGUCGGCAAGCAGCCAGUCGAAGAUGACGUCUCUUCCUCUGCUUCCUCCGACGCCGAAUCCGAGACAGUCGAUGCGCCGUCGAACGAAGAAGCCACAGAAGAGCUGCCAAAGACAUUCAAGGAACUCGGCAUCGUCGACGCCCUCUGCGAAGCCUGCGAGGCCCUCAACUACAAGCACCCGACGCCAAUCCAGGCAAAAUCAAUCCCAAUUGCCCUCCAGGACCGUGACAUUAUCGGUCUCGCCGAGACAGGUAGCGGAAAGACGGCUGCGUUCGCCUUGCCCAUCCUGCAAGCACUCCUCGAUAAGCCACAACCUCUGUUCGGACUGGUGCUCGCCCCUACCCGAGAGCUUGCUACACAAAUCGGCCAGUCCUUCGAAGCACUGGGCUCUCUCAUCUCGCUGCGAUGCGCCGUCAUUGUUGGCGGUCUGGACAUGGUGCCCCAAUCGAUCGCGCUGAGCAAGAAGCCCCAUGUCAUUGUUGCCACGCCCGGACGUCUCGUCGACCAUCUCGAGAAGACAAAGGGCUUCUCGCUGCGGACACUCAAGUACCUUGUCAUGGACGAGGCUGAUCGUCUGCUGGACAUGGACUUUGGUCCCAGCAUCGACAAGAUCCUCAAGUUUGUCCCUCGCGAACGACGCACAUUUCUCUUCUCGGCGACAAUGAGCUCCAAGGUCGAGUCGCUGCAGCGUGCCUCCCUCCGCGAUCCGGCUCGUGUGAGCAUCAGCUCAAACAAGUACCAGACUGUGUCGACGCUGCUGCAGCACUACGUCUUCAUCCCGCACAUGCGAAAGGAUACGUAUCUGGUCUAUCUGAUGAACGAGUUUGCCGGAAAGUCAGCCAUCGUCUUCACAAGGACCGUGUGGGAGACACAGCGCAUCGCCAUCCUCCUGCGAACGCUUGGCUUCGGCGCGAUUCCCCUGCACGGUCAGCUCUCUCAGUCUGCUCGUCUCGGCGCCCUCAACAAAUUUCGGGCCGGCACACGUUCCAUCCUUGUCGCCACGGACGUUGCGGCACGUGGUCUCGACAUUCCAUCCGUAGACGUGGUCAUGAACUUGGAUCUGCCCCAGGAUUCAAAGACCUAUGUCCACCGCGUCGGUCGUACAGCCCGUGCAGGAAAGUCUGGUGUUGCCGUCAGCAUCGUGACGCAGUAUGAUUUGGAGAUCUAUCAGCGCAUCGAGGCCGCUCUGGGCCAGAAGCUGUCCGAGUACCCAAGUGUCAAGGAGGAGGUCAUGGCGUUCCAGCCGCGUGUGGAGGAGGCGCAGAGGCACGCGAGGACGGAGAUGAGGGAGAUUUCGGAGAGGGCUGUGAAGAAGAAGGGUGGCACGAUGCGCGCUCAGAGGAGAGGGAGGAGGGACAAUAUGGAUGCCGAGGAGGGUUGA